UGCCGGGGAGCGGGGGCAACGGGGCCGGCGGGCGGGUGUGCGCGGCUUGCGGCGGCUGCGAGAUCGAGGUGGACUCCGCGCGGGGGGACGCGGUGUGCACGGGCUGCGGCUCGGUGCUGGAGGACAACAUCAUCGUCUCCGAGGUCCAGUUCGUGGAGAACAGCGGCGGCGGCUCCUCGGCCGUGGGGCAGUUCGUCUCCCUCGACGCGGCAGGGAAAUCACAAACUGUUGGAGGAUUUCACGUCAACUUGGGGAAGGAAUCACGGGCGCAGACUCUGCAAAAUGGGAAACGUCAGAUUCAUCAUCUGGGAAACCAGCUCCAGCUUAAUCAGCAUUGCCUCGAUACCGCCUUCAACUUUUUCAAGAUGGCGGUGAGCAAGCACUUGACUCGGGGGCGGAAGAUGACCCAUGUAAUCGCUGCCUGUCUCUACUUGGUGUGCAGGACCGAAGGAACUCCGCACAUGCUCCUUGACCUCAGCGACCUCCUCCAGGUGAACGUCUACGUGCUAGGAAAAACGUUCCUCUUGUUGGCCAGAGAGCUCUGCAUAAACGCUCCUGCUAUAGACCCCUGCUUAUAUAUCCCUCGUUUUGCUCAUAUGUUGGAGUUUGGGGAUAAGAACCACGAGGUCUCCAUGACGGCUCUGAGGCUGCUACAGCAGAUGAAGAGGGACUGGAUGCACACAGGACGCCGGCCGUCGGGCCUCUGCGGAGCAGCUCUACUGGUUGCGGCAAGGAUGCAUGAUUUCCGGCGCACUGUUAAAGAAGUCAUCCGGGUGGUGAAAGUUGGCGAGUCUACGUUAAGGAAAAGACUUACGGAGUUUGAAGACACGCCUGCGAGUCAGCUAACAAUAGACGAAUUCAUGACAGUUGAACUGGAAGAGGAAUGCGACCCUCCUUCCUUUACUGCAGGUCAACGGAAGAUCAAGAUUCAGCAGCUUGAAAAGGAGCUGUCGAAGAAACUUGAAGAGCUGGAAGGUGAGAUAUCGAGCUACCAAGACGAAAUAGAGAUCGAAUUAGAAAACAGCCGGCCGAAAGCAAAAGGAGUAUAUGCAAAUUAUACCAAAGACGAUUGCGUGGAAGAUAACAUCUUGAGUAUAUUCGGCGAGGAGGAGGGAGAGGACGAAGAGCUGGAAGCAGCGGCCAACCACUUAAACAAGGACUUUUACAGUGAGCUCGUCGAGAAAGACAAACUGGAGGAGAAAGAAGCCGCCACUCGGCCACCAGCCCUGGAAUCCCUACUCGGCCCUCUCCCGACCGCGGCCAGUCUCGGGAUAACGGAGUCGAUAAAAGAGUGCAUAUUGACCAAGGGCCGGGACCACAACGAAAGCGCCGGAGACGGUGAAUUAGAUCUAAGUGGAAUCGACGACAGUGAAAUAGAUAUGUAUAUACUUAACGAAACGGAAGCCAAAAUAAAAGCCGAACUCUGGAUGAGGGAAAACGCAGAUUAUUUGAAAGAACAAAAGGAAAAAGAAGCGAGGAUAGCGAAGGAGAAAGAACUUGGGAUUUAUAAAGAACAUAAGCCCAAGAAGUCUGCAAAGAAACGGGAGCUGAUCCAGGCCAGCACAGCGGGCGAAGCCAUCGAAAAGAUGCUGGAACAGAAGAAGAUCUCGAGUAAAAUUAAUUACAACGUGUUAAGGGACCUCAACAGCAAAGGAGCCAGCACGCCCAAGAAGGAGGACGACAGCACCGACGACAGGGGUACCACCAAGAAGCUAUCAAGGAGGAAAUCGCUUGCCGCUCGGAACGCCGCCAACUCCAUCAACGCCGUGGGGAAAAGGUUACGACCCUUGAUUUCGACGCAGCUAGCAAAAAAGGCCGCAACUGAAGAGGCGAUCUUUCCCAACGUGCAGGCAGAGGCUCCAGAGGUUGAAAAGGCAGCCAACGUCCUGGUGGAGACCGGGCCCGUCUCUUACAACCACGAGGAGGAAGUCGAGGAAGAGGACGUUGAAGAAGAGGAGGACCAUUGCGUGAGCGCCCUUCAGUUAAUGGGAGGAAACGAUUACGGCUGUGACGUGGAGGACGAGGACGGGUAUUAACCCUUUUUUGUCUCCUGACCGACGGAAGGCGCCCCCUCCGGAAAUGCCAGCAGACCCUCUGGACUUCUACAUGGACAUUCUUUACUUUGAGACGGAUUCCGGGUUCGUAACUUGGCCCUGGGAAUUCAGGUUUAGAAUACUUGAAAAACUUUGAGACGGUGCACCGAGGAUGGGAUUAGCUAGGGCGUCAGUCCUACGGAACAAAGAAGAGCCACACAGCUGGCACAGAGGCUGACCUUAAAUCAGGGCCCAGGGCUGACCUUAAAUCAGAACACGUGGCUUUAGAGACACAGCUGAAGAAGAGGGGCAAGAUCUGCAGCCUUCGAGCCCCUGAACAGCAAGCAUAGUCCACCAUAGCAGGCCCAACCCUGGUGCCCCGUUUUGUGUUUCUCCGCUGUGAACUGCUCUCGAAACAAAAUCAGGGAUGUUUUGUGGUAUGGUGAAGGCAGUUCCCCUUAGAAAGAGGGUUCGCAAUCGAAGCGCAUUUUCAUUCUUGCAGUUUCGUGUGAAGAUUAGAACCCUCCCAGGCAGAAUCUCUGGCCUGAUAUAGGACAGCUGCGGAAUGUUGGAAUGCCAGAAGUAACGGUGGGAUUAUUUCUUUUGUACGACUGGGUGCUCGGGGAGAGCAGAGACCUCUGGGGGGAGCACAGCCACAUCAGCCUACUUGGUGCAGAGAAGUCCACAAGACCACUGAAAGAGGGUGAAGCGAGACCCUUUUCUUCACUCCCUUUUUGAUGAGUUUCAGGCCAGGAGGGAUAAACGUAGCAUCCCUCCAUUGCCUGCUGUCCAUCAUCUCAUAAGUUCCCACAUCCCCUAAAGGAGAUUGCUUGCCGGCAGUCAUACUUGAUUUUCUUUUGACGUCAGGAUGUUCUCAGUCACCUUGGCACAGCAGACUCACUUGUACUGCAAACGCAGCAUUUGAGGGUUUUUUAAAGUAUUAUUAUUUUAUAGGACAUAAGCUAUUUUGUUUUGCUUUUUUAUUUUUGGCUGGUCGUAACAUAAUGUUAUUUAAUUGGAUUGCUUUGGGUGGAGCGGGGGUCGGGGUUCAACUCUGCAGCACUUGAACAAGCUCAGCUACAGCUCUGCUAUAGGGAACCCAACGACUUAGGAACCAAAGGUUAAAAACAGACCAAUGGUCCCCCAACCCAAACUUGGCAAGACAGACCCUUCCCUGUUCUCAUUUUAAAGUCCAGAACAUUAAGUGUCAUUGUCUAUAACUCUUUUGACUUAAUCAGCACUAGGUUUUAAAUUUUUAUUUAAUUUUUGCUGAUGAGAGCAAA
Messenger RNA from Heteronotia binoei (common prickly gecko), 3316 nucleotides. RefSeq names its product BRF1 RNA polymerase III transcription initiation factor subunit (gene BRF1). The coding region runs from base 366 to 2036 and encodes 556 amino acids. The transcript is spliced from 18 exons. Gene Ontology annotation, biological process: transcription preinitiation complex assembly; transcription by RNA polymerase III; DNA-templated transcription initiation. The record is from RefSeq and is a predicted model, not a curated record. NCBI's taxonomy places the organism in Eukaryota, Metazoa, Chordata, Lepidosauria, Squamata, Gekkonidae. Gene Ontology annotation, cellular component: transcription preinitiation complex; transcription factor TFIIIB complex; nucleus. Gene Ontology annotation, molecular function: RNA polymerase III type 3 promoter sequence-specific DNA binding; TBP-class protein binding; RNA polymerase III general transcription initiation factor activity.